This is a messenger RNA of Hippocampus comes (tiger tail seahorse), 1620 nucleotides long. RefSeq names its product ALG1 chitobiosyldiphosphodolichol beta-mannosyltransferase (gene alg1). The record is from RefSeq and is a predicted model, not a curated record. Gene Ontology annotation, molecular function: mannosyltransferase activity. The coding region runs from base 39 to 1529 and encodes 496 amino acids. The transcript has 13 exons. Gene Ontology annotation, cellular component: endoplasmic reticulum. NCBI's taxonomy places the organism in Eukaryota, Metazoa, Chordata, Actinopteri, Syngnathiformes, Syngnathidae.
CCAACACCGGUACACGUCAUCGCGAAUGCCAAACAAACAUGGCGCCGCCCGCUCCCAGCCUGAUUCUUUUUGUGUUGAUUUCACUUCUCACGGCGGUGUUCUGCGGCGCCGGUUUGGGUAUCUGGUGGCCGGUGGUGUCGGUGAUGGUGUGUCUCGCGGUCGCCCUUUGCUGGCUGUUGAGGCGACGCGACGGCGAUGCCGUGCGGCGGGUGUGCGUCCUGGUUCUCGGGGACAUUGGUCGUAGUCCCCGCAUGCAGUAUCACUCCUUGUCGUUGAGUAAACGUGGAUUUCAAGUCACUCUAGUGGGAUAUUUAGACAACAAGCCUCACCUAGACGUGUUGAGGGACGAGAGGAUUCAAAUCGUCCCGAUUGUGGAAGUCAAAGGUGUUAGAGGUGGCCCGAAGAUUUUGACGUAUGUGACCAAAGUGACCAUUCAGUUCGUACAGGUUCUGUUUGUGCUACUGAUGCUGAAACCACACACUCACAUACUCCUGCAGAAUCCUCCCGGAUUGCCAGGCAUGGCCUCGGUGUGGCUGACGUGCAUCCUGCGUGGCGGGAGCUUGAUCAUCGACUGGCACAACUACGGCUACACCAUCAUGGCACUCACCCAUGGCCACGCGCACCCGCUCGUGCGCCUGGCAAAGUGGUACGAGCAUGUGUUUGGUCGUCUGGCAUCUCAGCACUUGUGUGUGACCGACGCAAUGAAGGAAGAUCUGCACAAGAACUGGGGCAUCAAGGCGACCACUCUCUAUGACAAACCGGCGGCCAUCUUUAGAGAGACACCACUGGAGACGCGGCACAAACUUUUUGCGAGGCUUUCACACAUGCUUCCUGCCUUUCGGCAUAGCAGCAGUGCUGAUGAUGAUGUCAUGGAGAAAACUGUCUUCUCUGUGCGAGACCUUAAUAAGGACACUGUGACCUUGAGGCCCGAUCGCCCCACCCUGCUCAUCAGCAGUACCAGCUGGACAGAGGAUGAAGACUUCUCCAUCCUCCUGCAGGCUCUUCAAGAAUACGAAAAGUUCAUCUCAGCGGGAGAGACUCUCCCGCCGCUCAUCUGCGUCAUCACAGGGAAAGGUCCUCAGAAGGAGCGCUACAUGAAGAUGAUUGACAGUCUACGUUUGGAGCACGUGAAGAUCUGCACACCCUGGCUGGAGCCGGAAGAUUAUCCUGUCUUGUUAGGUUGUGCCGACCUUGGCGUUUGUCUGCACAAGUCUUCCAGCGGGCUGGACCUGCCCAUGAAGGUGGUGGACAUGUUUGGAUGCUGCCUGCCUGUGUGCGCCGUCCAUUUUCUGUGCCUCGAGGAGCUGGUGAAGCACGGGCACAAUGGUCUGAUCUUUUCCGACAGCACGCAGUUGGCCCAACAGCUCAAGAGUUUGUUGUCAGACUUUCCCAGCAGUGAUGGCAAACUGGGCGCAUUCAGGAGGAAUCUGCGCGCCAACAGGGAGCAGCGCUGGGACGACAACUGGGACCAACACGUCCUCCCGCUCUUGUCCUCCUCCUAUUCCUCCUGCACUUCUUCUUCUAGGUGACCAUAGAGGGACUCGAACCAAACUGCAGUCUUGUUGAAUUGUCACUGAAUAUUCCCAUUUUGUAAAUAAAAAAACUUUAUUGACACGCAAA